AUGCCAGACGGUCACAAAUUUCCUGUUGAUUUGAAACAAUUCAAGCAACUCAAGCUUGACUCCAAGAAUGCAAGCCUAACCGCUGAGCAGAAGAAGGAUCUUCUGAGCAACAUUAACAUAUUCAGAGAUGCAAUUAUCGCUUUCACAGCCACAGGCGCUGCCCGCGGCGUCUCCGGCCACACAGGAGGUCCAUUUGAUACCGCUCCCGAAGUCUGUAUCCUCCUCGCGUUCAUCAAUGCCAAUCCCAACAACUUCGUCGAUGCCUUAUUUGAUGAAGCAGGCCACCGAGUCGCCACCCAAUAUCUCCUAGCUACCCUAGAUGGCAAGAUCGACCCAGAUCACCUCUUGAACUACCGUGAUGCCGAUUCCAAACUUCCCGGCCACCCCGAACUCGGAUUGACCCCGGGAGUUAAAUUCAGCUCUGGUCGUCUUGGUCACAUGUGGGGUAUGGUCAAUGGUAUUGCGAUGGCAAACGGGGGUAAAAAUGUGCUGAUGCUGGGCUCCGAUGGAUCUCAACAAGAAGGAAACGAUGCCGAGGCUGCGCGCAUUGCGGUUGCUCGAAACCUCAAUGUCAAGUUGUUUGUCGACAACAAUGAUGUCACAAUUGCUGGGCACCCAUCUCAGUACUUGAAGGGCUAUGAUAUUUCGAAGACUCUUGCAGGUCACGGCCUUCACGUUGUUCGCGCUGAGGGCGAGAAUGUGGAUUCGCUGUACGGUGCCAUGGCUGAGGUUAUCAACUACAAGGGACCGGCUGCUGUUGUCGUCGACCGAAAAAUGGCUGCAGGUAUCGAGGGCAUUGAGGGCGAAUGUCACGCUCACGAUGUCAUCACUGUUGAUGUAGCCCGCAAAUACCUUACCAAGCGUGGUUACAGCAAGGAGCAACUGGCUUUCUACGACGAGAUCAAAGGCCGUUCCAACCCAUACAAGUACUUGGGCUCCAGCCAAGAUAAGGGAGCGAACCGAUCUAUCUUCGGUGAAGCUGUCAACUCUAUCCUUGAUGGUCUAAGUAAAGAGGAAGCAGCUAAGCGGGUCAUGGUCAUCGACUCUGAUCUUGCUGGCUCAACCGGCUUGAAGGCAAUUCAAUCCAGUCACCCGGAAGUCUUCGUCCCAUCGGGUGUUAUGGAGCGAGGAAACUUCUCUGCUGCUGCUGGUUUCGGUUUCGGAAGCAAUGGCCAGCGACAGGGUGUUUUCUCAACAUUCUCUGCUUUCUUGGAGAUGUGCAUUUCCGAGAUCACUAUGGCACGUCUGAACAACUGCACUGUGCUUUCGCACUUUUCGCACAGUGGAGUCGAUGAGAUGGCCGAUAACACUUGCCAUUUUGGAUUGAACCACUUCUUCGCUGAUAACGGUUUAAUGGAUGCCGAGUCAACAUCUCUCUAUUUCCCGGCGGAUGGCGAGCAGAUGAAGGCCGUGGUGAAUAAGGUCUUCUGGAACACAGGCUUGCGCUUUAUCUUCUCCACCCGCUCGAAGGUCCCAUACAUCCUCAAAGAGGGCACUGAUCAGAAGCUCUAUGGUGAAGGCUACAAGUUUGUUCCUGGUAAGGAGGAGGUUGUUCGCAAGGGAACUGCCGGCUACAUUGUAACAUAUGGAGACAUGCUCUACCGCUCUCUCGACGCAGUUGAGAAUUUGAAGAAGAGUGGCAUCGACGUUGGUCUGAUCAACAAGCCUACACUUAACGUUGUCGAUGAGGAGGCCAUCAAGAACUACGGAUCCAGCCCAUUUAUCCUUGUCGUCGAAUCAAUUGCCCAGAAGACUGGUCUUGGCUCCCGUCUCGGAACACACCUGCUAGAGCGCAACCUCACCCCCAAGUUCAAGUCCAUUGGCGCCAUCAAGGAAGGUUGCGGUGGUUUGUUCGAACAAGUCAAUGCUCAAGGUCUGGGGCCCGAAGAUAUCAUUGCUGCUGUUAAGAGCUUGGCAUAA
Messenger RNA from Penicillium angulare, 1920 nucleotides. RefSeq lists its product as uncharacterized. NCBI's taxonomy places the organism in Eukaryota, Fungi, Ascomycota, Eurotiomycetes, Eurotiales, Aspergillaceae. Gene Ontology annotation, molecular function: catalytic activity. The record is from RefSeq and is a predicted model, not a curated record. The transcript has a single exon. Bases 1 to 1920 code for a protein of 639 amino acids.